AUGGUUUUCGCAUCGUGUACGUUGCCAGCUCCAAAAAGUUUCGGCCAGUACGGUUCGAUGCUUAUAAUUUCUAGGGAAUAUUUGCCGAAAAUUCUGGGAAGUGCAUUUGUGACAACAGUUGGCGAAUAUCAUGGCUAUGAUCCGAACAUUGAUCCCACAAUAACCAACGAGUUCAAUUCUGCCGCAUUUCGAUUCGGACAUGGAAUGAUUCAGGUUUUCUUAUCAGCAACGAGCAACAAAAAUGCACAAAAAUUUGCUUAA
Messenger RNA from Gongylonema pulchrum, 261 nucleotides. The record is from the annotation of a GenBank genome assembly. Lineage: Eukaryota; Metazoa; Nematoda; Chromadorea; Rhabditida; Gongylonematidae.